CUGAAUGAAGUGUGCUGUAGCAGAGUGUGGGGUGGCUGUUUCGGAUAACGCGCUGUAAUCGUUUCUUCGCGUAUGUAUUUAUUAUAAUUUAUAUUAAAGUAAUAGGAAAGCACAGUGCGAAACAUUCUUUUGUCACGGAUAAAGGAAAACAUGAGUGUAAUUUUGUGGCUGCUUCUGAUCGUUGGAAUUUUGGAGUCGUUUGCCGCAGAAUGGAACACAAAGGAUUAUAUGAAACGAGAACAUUGUCUGAACAAGCCGUAUCAAGGCACAGGUAUGACAAUACCUUAUUGGGACUUUAUGGGAAGUACAAUGGUAACUAAUAAUUAUAUCAGGAUAACACCUGAUUUACAAAGUAAACAAGGUGCCUUAUGGAAUUCUAUACCAUGUCACGUACGAAACUGGGAAUUACAAGUUGAGUUUAAAGUACAUGGAAAGGGAAAGGACUUAUUUGGAGAUGGUUUUGCAAUUUGGUAUACCAAGGAAAGAAUGAAACCAGGUCCAGUAUUUGGAAAUCAAGACUAUUUUCAAGGAUUAGCAGUAAUACUUGACACAUACAGCAAUCAUAACGGUGCACAUAGUCAUCAACAUCCUUAUAUCUCAGCAAUGGUCAAUAAUGGAUCUCUACAUUAUGAUCAUGAUCGUGAUGGCACGCACACACAACUUGCAGGAUGUGAAGCAAAGUUUAGAAAUGUAGAACAUCCUACAUAUAUAGCUAUAAGAUACGAGAAAGAUACCUUAACUGUUUCAACAGAUAUUGCCAAUAAACUAGGAUGGAAACAAUGCUUUCAAGUGAAUGAAGUUAAACUUCCAACAGGAUAUUAUAUUGGAAUCUCUGCAACCACUGGUGAUUUGUCUGACAAUCAUGAUAUACUGUCAAUUCGUUUGUUUGAAUUAGAUCAACCAGAUGAUCCUAAAGACCAAGAAGACAGAUCUCAAAUUGUGCCAUCAGCAGCAUUCUAUGAUGCACCAAGAGAACAUGUGGAAGAUGCAAAACAAUCUGGCAUGAGUGGCAUAAAACUUUUUCUAAUCAUGUUAAUUAGUGCACUUGUAUUAAUAGCUUGUCUUGUCAUUGCCAUUAUGUUAUAUCAGAAACACCAGGAAAAUAAUAGAAAGCGGUUUUAUUAAGUCAAUUUUCUUUUAAGGAUGGCAUGUAUGUCUUGAACAUUGUAAUUUACCUAUUUCUCUUUUAUCCGAAAUCCUUUGUACAUAAGAUGUAUAGAUUAUAAAAAGCUCACAAGACUGUUUUCUCUCUCUCUCUCUUUUUUUUUUUUUUUUCCAAAUAGUAGAAAUCUAGCAUAAAUUUAUUACAUAAAUGUUUGUUGCAAGAGUAAAAGUCUUCGGAGUAAAGGAGAAAUGUGUAUCUAUGCAAAUAUUCUAACAAUUCAAACAUUUACAGAAUGUUGUCUCAGAAUUUGUAGAUUAAAUUGAUUGUCAAUUGUUAUUAAUUGGAUUUUAAUAUAUGCUAAUUUAAUUUUAUAAUAUUUACCUAAAAAUAUGUAUUUAUUAUAUAGUUCUUAUAAACCAAAGUUAUUUCUCACAACAUGCCACAAGGAAUUUGACAAAACAAUUUCUUAUAUACUUGAUUUGUAAAAAAGAUAUAUUGGAAAGAGAUAAUAAUUAACUUAAAUGUAUCAUAUGUGUAUAUUGUUAAUUAUAUUAGAAAGAUCUUGGAAAAACUCAUGCACUUUAAUUUUAAAACCUUUACCGCAAUAUAUCUUUUUUCUGAAACUUUUGCCAAAUCGGAAUGUAAAUUGAUUCUACAAUUCGAUGAUUUUUUAAAUGUUUAAGGAAAUACAUCACAAAUAAAAAUAAUAUUUCCUCAGGAAAACGAAAAAAUUAUUUUAUCUGAUCUCUCUGUAGUUUGCUUUUCUCUUUUUUUUUAUUAGGUAAUUAUUUGCAAAUACAGAUUAAAUAUAGUGAAAAAGACUUUAUUAAUAUAGAUUUUGUAUCUGUACAUAAGGGAAAUUAAUAUUAUACCCGAAGCUCCCAUAUUGCAUAAAGUUUGGGCUAACAACUUUUUGCAGAUUAUAUGUAUCUACAAUUUUAAACAGACUAUAUUGAUCAUACAAAUUAUGUAAUGUUAGAAUGGACCUAACAUUGCAUGAAAGUACAAUGUGAAGAAAGUGCAGUAUGGUGGAUUCUUUAAUGUAUUUCGAUAUAUAAAAUGAAUGAAUAAUAUAAAAUUCUUUUAUAUGGAAAUUAAGAAAGAGAGAACCAAACCAUUUAAUAAGCGAUUGUCUUGUUAUCGAUAUGAUGUUAUCAUUCGAAACAAUAAUGUAUAUCAUUAUUUGUUGCCAAAUACAAAAUAAAUAUGUCUAUAAUUAUAAA
This is a messenger RNA of Cataglyphis hispanica, 2328 nucleotides long. Its product is annotated as vesicular integral-membrane protein VIP36. The record is from RefSeq and is a predicted model, not a curated record. The transcript has 7 exons. Gene Ontology annotation, biological process: Golgi organization; endoplasmic reticulum organization; endoplasmic reticulum to Golgi vesicle-mediated transport. Gene Ontology annotation, molecular function: D-mannose binding. Gene Ontology annotation, cellular component: COPII-coated ER to Golgi transport vesicle; Golgi membrane; endoplasmic reticulum membrane. NCBI's taxonomy places the organism in Eukaryota, Metazoa, Arthropoda, Insecta, Hymenoptera, Formicidae. The coding region runs from base 151 to 1125 and encodes 324 amino acids.